AUGCGAUCGCGUUCGUCAAUUUCGCUUGGCAUGCUGCCUUGUGAACUGGUCUUGGAGAUUGCAGACCACUUGGAUGUUGGAUCCCUCAGCAGCUUGUCCCAGACCUGCAGAGGAUUAAACAGUCUACUCGACCCGGAAAUCACCAAGCAAGCUUCCCAAUCUGCUCUCGCCCCAAGUAGCCAUUACGAGACGAAUUUCACCUAUGAAGAUGAUCAACAGCAUGGAGUGGAUUUUCCUUCUUUCCGAGUCCGGUGGGGCCCAACCCUCGAUCAGACAGUAGCAUAUCGUCAAAUGUCCAUCCCCCCUGCUUAUGUACCGACAGAAUUCGAACCUCUUGGCCAGGCGAUAUACCGGGGCAACUUUGAUGCGGUGCAAAAUCUUCUUCAGCGAGGUGUGAAUCCCAAUUCAUAUCUCGUGAAUGGUGCAAGGAUGCUCAGUGUAGCUGUUGAAUCGGGAAAUAUGGAGAUUAUCAAGCUACUCUUGGAAUUUGGCGCUCUUCCAUGCUGUAAAGACCCAGGACUCCCAUCGUCACCCCUAGAACGCGCUGCUCGCAAGAGCGAAAUGGAGGUGAUACGGGCAAUGCUAUUGACUGACUGUGAGGUAGAUUCAUGCAUCACCCUCCGUGAUGUUGUCUUCUAUCGAAAGGAAGUCGUCGAGCUUCUCAUUCCGCUAGUGGACAAGAGUAGAUUCUACCUUACGAAUGCCGGUGGGCAAACCGUGCUACACUUGGCUAUGAGAGACGCAUAUGCUCUUCUCGAGGCCGGGGCUGCAGUUAACAUCACGUUGCCUCACGGUGGUCAGAACGCGUUGCAUGUUGCGCUCAAAAUUGUGGCUGCUUCAGAACUCCCCCCAAUACUUUGUGAACUUCUUCGGUAUGGUGCCGAUGUCAACGGUAUGUCACCCUAUGGGACUCCCAUGCAUUGUGCUGUACGGACUAGGGCCAGGUCCAUUGUGGAGGUUCUUCUCCGUGAGAGCCUGACCCCACCAGACCUGACAAUCCAAGAUAGCUAUGGACAGACAGCGAUGGAGUCGGCUUUUCAACUUGGGUAUGAUGAGAUUGGCAAUUUGCUCAAGGAGUAUCAAUAG
Molecule: messenger RNA, 1086 nt
Organism: Penicillium subrubescens
Lineage: Eukaryota; Fungi; Ascomycota; Eurotiomycetes; Eurotiales; Aspergillaceae
Product: F-box domain and ankyrin repeat protein
Exons: 2
Coding region: 1-1086 (361 amino acids)
Molecular function (GO): protein binding
Source: RefSeq, a predicted model, not a curated record